Molecule: messenger RNA, 2893 nt
Organism: Gadus macrocephalus (Pacific cod)
Lineage: Eukaryota; Metazoa; Chordata; Actinopteri; Gadiformes; Gadidae
Product: phosphatase and actin regulator 3-like
Exons: 12
Coding region: 840-2660 (606 amino acids)
Biological process (GO): actin cytoskeleton organization
Molecular function (GO): actin binding
Source: RefSeq, a predicted model, not a curated record
UGUGGCAUACAGUAUGUGACAGGGUGCUAAGUGAUCACCAUGUUGUUUUAAUAUUUGUCUGCAUUUUGUAAUUGUAUUAGAGUAGGCCUAUUGUAUGAAUUGGCUAUUGUAGCCUAAUUGCCUUUGCACAAUAGGUCAACAGAUAUUUUGUACAAUUAAUUAUUCUUUCUGAAUGGAAUAUGUCGGACAGGGAGGUGGUCUAUGCAUUACCCAAAUGGGAUCACAAUCACAUGCCACCGAGGGUACACGUUGCGUAAUUGCGAUCAUAUUAAUCCAUCAGGUCGUUAAAGACUAUAAUUUAUUGCACUGAUCGCUAUCAAAUGCUUUGCUCGCUCCUGCAGGCCCCUCCGUUUCCGGAUUCAGCGUUUAUCCAUUCGACGCUCUAAUAAACGACACCACUGGAAUAAGUGUGAGUUCGGUACACGAAUGAUCAUUUAAUUGAACCUCAGCCUCAUUUCACAACGUGCACACCGAAAACCUAAAGGCGUUUGCAGCAUGCAUGCGUGUGCAUGCGUGUGUGUUUCAGUCGCCGGAUGGCCAUAUUGGAGGAUGCAGAGGGACAUCUUCGGUGGUACAUCAUCACCCCUCCCAUCAUGUCCACACAUCGGCGCGCGGGCACACGCUCCAGACACACACGCACACACGCGCGCGCGCGCGCGCACAGAAUCAUACAAGGAAUCUGUGCUCCACCACCAUGGCUCCCCGCUAGACGCUCUGCAAGCGGCUGUUGUCAACCCGAAUUACAUCCGCUCUGGCUGAAUACUUUACUACCCUGACCUCGCCUGCAUCUCGGAGGCUUUUUAUUAAUAUUUGAUCCAGGAUUCCGGCGCUCUGUCCCCAUGGCUACAUCGGAUGGACUAGACAACUGCCUUCUGCAGCGAGGCAGAUCUCAAAGUGACCCGAACAUACUCACCGAGUCUGCCAUCGAUCUGGUGCACGCAGCAGAGGAGGCGAUGGACCAGCAGAGGGUGCUGAGGACAGGUUGCCUGGUAACGGGCGUCCACACUCCGCCCAUCCGCCGUAACAGCAAGCUGGCCACGCUGGGACGCCUCUUCAAGCCCUGGAAGUGGCGGAAGAAGAAGAACGACAAACUGAAGCAGAGCUCCACAGACGUAGCGCUGUCCGGCGGUCUGAGGUGCCGCCACGAGGCGUGCUCCGCCCAGCAGGGCUGCUGCUGCUCCCCCGACGGGACCCUCCUCCUGGGGGGGGGCUGCUUCGUGGGGCCCCUGAGCCCCCGCCUGGUGGUCAGCAGCGUGGAGUACCUGGGGCCCGACCAGGACCUCCCCUCGCCAGCACCACCUCCUCCGGACGAGGAGUAUGAGGAGGACCGCCUCCACCAGGAGGAGGGGGAGUCAGGGGAGGAGGGGGAGUCAGGGGAGGAGGGGGAGGAAGAGGGGGAGGAGCACGCCUCCUGUGGAGCAGAGCUCCCCGAGGAGCUGCAGGAGGGGGGAGGUGGGGGCCAGGAGGGAGGCCGGGAGGAGGAGGAGUCUGCUGCCCCGCCCGGGACCUCCCCCCCCAAGGCCCCGCCCCCCUGCGUCCCGCCCAGGAGCAACAGCGGCGACGAUUCAGGAGCCAUGUCGCUGCCCAACCAUCUCCCCCCCUCCUACGUCCACAAGGAGCCCAUCCCCCGACCCCAGGAGGGCCCGGCCCCCAGCGUGCUGCCCCCCCUCCGGGGCCCCCAGUCCACCGCCUCAGGGUCCCCCCACCUCGGCAACCUGCUGCACCCCGCCGGCCCCCCCACCAGCAUCAUGGAGGAGCUGCAGCGAGCCUUCGCCUCCAAGAACCGGCAGGAGAUCGUCCACGACGGCAGUGAGCUGGCCUCCCUGCCGCGGCCGUGGUGCGGCGGCGGCGGCGACGGGCGGCUCUCGCGCUCCUGCAGCUCGGAGAACCAGCAGCAGCAGCAGCAGCAGCAGCAGCAGCAGCAGCACCACCACCCCUCGCCGUCGGGGCCCCGCGUCAGCUUCGGAGGCCUGGGCCCGGGCAUGGGCCUGGGGCACGGCGGGGGCCACGGCAUGGGCCACGGGUCUGGGGGCGGCGACUGGCCCCGGAAGGAGGCGGAGGAGAACAAGGAGAACAUGAGGCUGGACCAGUGCUUCUCCAACACCUCGGGCCUCCCCAACGACCUGGAGGAGUGGAACGACUCCGUCAUCUCAGGCACCCUUCCUCGCCGGCUGAGGAAGGAGCUCCUGACGGUGAAGCUACGGAACCGGCCCAGCAAGCAGGAUCUCGAGGACCGCAACAUCUUCCCGGCCCGGACCGACCUGGAGCGCCAGGAGAUCCGGCAGCAGAUCGAGAUGAAGCUCGCCAAGCGGCUGAGCCAGAGACCGAAUGUUGAGGAGUUGGAGAGUCGGAAUAUUCUGAAACAGAGAAAUGACCAGUCCGAGCAGGAGGAGAGGAGGGAGCUCAAGCAGCGGCUCAACAGAAAGCUGAACCAGCGGCCCACUGUGGACGAGCUCCGGGACCGCAAGAUCCUGAUCCGCUUCAGCGACUACGUGGAGGUGGCCAAGGCCCAGGACUACGACCGCAGGGCCGACAAGCCCUGGACCCGGCUGUCUGCCGCAGACAAGGCCGCCAUCCGCAAGGAGCUCAACGAGUUCAAAAGCACGGAGAUGGAGGUGCACGCGUCCAGCAAGCAUCUCACAAGGUUCCACCGGCCGUGAGCGAGUGUGCAGUGAGGGGAGGAGUUUCUUCUGUGAAGGAAAUGGUGAACCUUGGGCCGCGCGGCUGUCCGGAGCUACCGCCGCCGCCGCCGCCGCCGCCCGCCCUCUCACGCGCGGUGGGGGACUGUUUUCCACAAGGAGCCUGGAGCCCCUUCGACGGUCGUCAGGGUGUCUUCCCGACGUUCCUUUUCCAGCGCCCGGGGGCCCUGCCCCACUGGGGGGGGGGAGGGAGG